This is a messenger RNA of Porites lobata, 11302 nucleotides long. Lineage: Eukaryota; Metazoa; Cnidaria; Anthozoa; Scleractinia; Poritidae. The record is from the annotation of a GenBank genome assembly.
AUGGCCGUUUUACAAGUUUGCCUAUUGUCGUUAUUUGUUGUUUGUACAACAAGCAGUUAUAUGUUUUCUGACACUAUCAUCAUAAACAAUGGAGCCUACAAUGUUUCUUACAAUUUCAAUGAAUCAGCAGAUACUUUAGAAUUUUUAGUGGAAGCAAGCGCCACAGGAUGGGUCGGGUUUGGCUUUUCUUUAACUGCAGGCCCAACCAAAAUGGUAGGCUAUGAUGUUGCCGUAGGAGGGGUGUUGAGUAAUGGAACUGGUUAUCUGCGGGUAAGUGAAGAAUUUUGCUCUCUUUAAACUACUUGCCAAAGUGAAAAUGUCUUAGUUUUGACGAUUUCCGUCGAUUUUCCCAUGAUGGACGGCAUUUAAAAUGUGGCGACUUUUGAAAAGUGAGUGAACCGAGAGACUAAUAUUCAGGUUUUUUUCAGAGUUUUUGGCCAUUUGGAGAAAACUGCCCAAAUUUACAUUUCUUUUUCAACGUGUUGCUUAUAAGCUAUCUUUCUAAAUGAAUUGAAAACCUUGAAAAGUCGCCUUUAUCGCGGAAAAAAAAAACAUACUUUUCAUGAUUACUUUUUUUCAGUUUUAAAGUGAAAUUGCCUGUCAUGAAGGAAAUGUGUUCAUCAACUUCUCGCGGUGGUGCUAACCACAGAGAAUAUUUUUUGAGGAACUUGUACUUUACCGUUCGAUCUGCAACUCACGAUAACCAUUUUUACAGUUCAUAUCAUAAAUUAUUCAAAACUGAGCUCACGGCCCGUCGGUGCACGGAAAGUUUCUUUACUACUAUUUGCGGUAACCCGGCUCUCAGUCAAUAACGCACCAAUACUCAAACUAAAGAGACAUAUUUUUGUGAAAUGGGAGUGACUAGCUGAGCAACUUGCUUGCUCAGAGAAGAGGUAGCGAGGUCUUCAUCACAUUUCAGCUUCUUCUCCACUGAAAGUUUUACAUACUCUCUCACUGAGGCUCCCCCUCCAAUUAACUCAACACUUAUCACAACAGUAUCGAGUUUAUGAAAGGCAUAUAUUUACACUACAAUUGAACAUGAAGAUAUACAACAAAUAGUUCCAAAAUAUGAGAACGCAAAAACGACUACACAAUCAGGCAAACAAUGAAACAAACUUAAUAAUAUAUACCACUUUAUUUUUUCACCUGCGUGAGAGUCAUUAUUUCGUGGUUCAUUAACCCGAAACACGAAAUCAACGAACGUCGUACAAAAAUUUCUUCCACUGGAGUGAUUUCCAUCCUGUUACAGAUGACUAACAUGAGUACUGAAUGCUUUACCACAGCAAGACGGAUAUUUCACAGUUUCUCAGUGAGCGCGCUUUGAGAAGGUAGAUAGCCAACGAGGCUAUCUAAUAAGCCGAACAGGUGACGGUUUCUUCCCGUAGGGCAUGAUAUUUCGGCUCAUAAAACAUAGCUGCUCUGAAGUUUUAAUAUCUCUUGGUUUUUAAUAAUGCGAAGAACAUCAUAAAUGUGCUUAUAAAUUUCCAUUUUCCAAUACACUAGCUCUAAAAAAUAACUGAAACCAGUAAUUCCGUGCAUUAUUGUUAUCACUCAACUCCCGAUGCCCAAAAGCAUAACUGUUUAUAGGUAACCAUGGGAACUACGAUUGUUUGCGCCAACUCAUCGUGAAAUAUGCAGCCGGUUAAGACCCUGAUUAUGAAUGCAUUGGCUUACGAAUUUCCGGACUAUAAUUAAAAUCGCUCGCGAAUUUGAGAGUAUUAUGCCUGGAUAACACACAGGUGUUCGUGCUUUUAAAAAAAACUAUGGGCCCAAAAAUAUCAUAUCACGCAUAAAAUAUGUUAAACCUUGCAUUGUCAACCAUUUCGGCCUUUUUCCUAGACGCACCACCGAGGGUUUAUGGCUUAGUAUAUGUUAAGCAGACCCGCUGGUUUUUUAGGAAAAUGUAAAAUUUGGUUUGUUUUUAGGCAUUUGGUCGGCUCGUUAGUUCAGCCUUUCAAAGAAAAAGAAAAUAAAUAAAGUAUCGCAGUUCUCUUUUGGGACCACGACGCCAAUGUCCCAAUAUCGUGAUCGAGACUGUAGUAUACUUCAAUAUCACACAGGUUUUCCUGUUUUUUGUGGCGAUUCCGGAAACUUUGAGAAAAAAAAAACAAACAAAAAAAAACAAACAAAAAAAACCAGUACGUUUAAACCUACAAAAAAGGUUACUCAAGUGAAAUCCCAUAGUGCGACCUCCACGUUAAUGAGACUACAUUCCUUCUGCUAAAUGUGAAAACACUCAGUCCUUUUUCAAAAUUUUAAACUCCACUGAUCUGUCGGGUCAAUAUCUCAUGCUACUUCAUGGGCUAUUUAUCACCAUGUUUAGAGACAUACACUACUGCAUGUAUAAGAAUUCGAGAACGGUACUGGUAUCCGAGUACCAAACCUUGUACUCGCACGGUAAUUUUUAGGGAGUUAUUAUAACUCCAAAAAUGGAGUAAAAAUUUUAGGUACAGGAUAACCCCUUUUUGGGGGUUAUUUUAACUCCUAAUUUAACUCCGAAUUUGGGGUCAUUUUUACUCCUGAAAAAGAGUUCUUUUUACUCCCAGUCUUGGAGUUAAAAUUACUCCGAAAUGGGGUUACUUGUACUCCUUACAGGGGUUGUUUUUACUCUUUUUGGAGUUAAUUUAACUCUGAAAGUGGAGUAAAAAUUUUAGGUACAGGAUAACUCCUUUUUUGGGGUUAUUUUAACUCCUCAAUAUCUGGGGUCACUUUUACUCCUGAAAAAGAGUUCUUUAAACUCCUUUUUGGAGUUAAAAUAACUCCACGAAAAAUAACUCCACUGUAAGGAGUUAAAUUAGCCCCACUAGAGGAGUUAUUAUAACUCCCUGAAAAUUACAGUGCGGACAUUAAGUGAGUACUGGUUCUCUCUGUGAACACUUUCUUUGUUAGUUCCGAGGCAAUCCAUUGCUUUGCAUACCGGUACCCAAAACUUCCUGCUACGCACACCUCUCAAAAUAGCAUCACACAGGAAAUAGAGGGACGUUACAUGUCCCGAGACCAUUUUUAGGCAGUAUCCAGGUACUGGUACUCGGGCACCUAAUGUGAACAGCACCUUCUUGGGUUUGGCAAUUAGACCACGGGUUCGAGGCCUCCACCAGUAAAUUAGCUAGGACUUUUCGCUUAUGGAUCUCGUUCAAUAGCUUUCAGUGUGCUGUUUUUUUGUAGACGUUGCAGCCCCCUUUAACUAACGCGUUAUUAAAUUACUGUCUGUCUUUACAGGGUCUCUCAUAAUCCGCAUAUUUUUGCCUCCAAUUAGGAUUAUUUCACCAAUGGCACUAAACAACCUCCGGAGGAUUCUCAACAAGAUUGGGUGUUGAUCAACUCAAAUGAAGAGAGCGGUGUAACAACGUUAAAAUUUUACCGCAAGCGAAAUACAAGUGACUCAAACGAUAUUGCUAUUGAGGUAAGAUUUACUUUGUAAGAAGCAGCAACGGCUAGAACGCCUGAAACACAGGUGCCAAAUCCUGGGUGGAUACAUUCAAACGUUUUAUUCGGCAAUACCCUUUGGCGUCACUCCUUCCCCCUCCCCCGGAUAAAUAAAUAUAUAAAUGAAUAAAUAAAUAAAUAGAUAAAUAAAGCACUUUGAGUACCAAUGUAUUUAGCACGAAAGUACUAAUUCGGGACACUAUUUUUACGUCUCCAACUUGGGGCAGUACCACCAUUUAACGUACAUGGUCAUCCAAGCCAUGCAAAGGUCUAGCCGCUUGCAGUGCAUGCAAAGGAAGCACCUUCAUUUCUCAAUCAUUUUAAGACCCUGAGUAUUGGUCCCCCCCCCCCCCGAGAAUUGACCCGGCGACCUCCCGCUCUGUAGUCAAGCGCUCUACCGACUGAGCUUAUCCUGCCGCAGAGAGCGAGAGUGAGUCGAUACCUUUCCGGUUUUCGACAGGUUUUUAAAAUUAUUUCAAAUCAUGCCCAGCCAAUCAGAAAUAUGCUGAAUUUUGUUCUUGCGAUGACCAGUUAAGGUAGUAAUCGAAAAAGAUGACAAAUCCCUCUUUGUUUCUUUCAAUGCGAAGAAACACGCAGAACGGCUGAGAAAGAAGAAAAUAUCAUUCCUGCUGACCCAUAUUAUGGAUUCAAAGUGUUUACUCUGAGUCAUGUUUAUUCUGGAUUUCAGCAAGGGGUGCAAGUUUACAUUGUUUGGGCUUACCACUCGACCGCUGAUGUGGAUCCGGACAGUGGGACGUUUAGUCGACACACGGGUGAAAAAGGAGUGGAAGGUCCUGUGACACUCAUCCCAACAAUAGCGUCAAUGACAACGUCAGAAAUGCCUGCCAUGGUUACAACAACAGAGGCAGAAGUGAGUACACCAGCAUUGCUUGCGAUGACCACAUCAACAAUGGCCGCCAUGACUACAUCAGCAGUGAUAGAAGUGGGUCCAUCUACAAUGGUGGAAAUGACCACAUCUGCAAUGGAAGAAAUGACAACAUCAGCAUUGACAGAAGUAGGCACAUCUACCAUGGUCGAAAUGACUACAACAACAAUGGGCGCAAUGACUGCAUCACCACUGGCUACAUCGAACACUCCUUCCAUGAUAAUUGAGCCAACGACAGCUACUACCGCAGUAGCAAGUGAGUCAUUGUCAUGUCAUAUUAAAAAUAAAACAAUUUCCUGUGAAGUCUUCAAAUGUUAUAAUAAUAACAGAGAUUAUGAUGACCUUUAGAGUUAGCCCUGGCCUAUUCGUCAGGACCACACUUACAAGAACGAUUAAGAAUAACAUAACUAUUGUACAUUUCUUUAAUCUCGCUCGUUAUAUUUAUAUACCGUGUGGCACGAAAUUUUUGCGGAUUGGCGAUUUUUUGUGUUUUGCUGGACUACUUUAAAUUUUGCGAUUAGGACAGAUUGAUUUUUUUUGAAGGAAAUUGUUUUUGCGAUUUCAGAAAGUUUCCAGUACCCAGCAUUGAAAAUAUUUUCGUUUUUAUUGAGUACUAAGGGUCGUGCAAUAAAAAAUUCAUAUUCAAACAAUAAGAAACCAGUAUUUCAUUGCAUACCGUUUUGUUUCUGAAUGAAAGAGACUAGUUGCGAUCGAACAGACACGAUUUCUUGGUACUGUAUUUUUGUGUAGCGAAUUUAAGUUAUGCAAAUUAUACUUAUUGCCGCUCCUACUACUACAGGUGAGUUUCCUAAGUAAAGGCUUAUUUUUUUUACCACCACCACCAUGAUGUUGAUGAUGAUGAUGAUGAUUGUGAUGGUGGUGGUGGUGGUUAUGAUGGUGAUGAUCUUUAUUGACUUGUCGGUACUACACAGCUUAGGGGAAAAAUCCCAUCAGGGACAAAACGCUGCGAAGGAGAGGUAAUCAAGUGGACGUUAGCAAUUGUGACCGCUCCAUAAAGGUUUUUUUUCUGUAAAUCCCCCUUUAAUAUUCGCCGCCUAUCGAGUAUCAUCUCUUCUCUGUAUGAUAACUUUAUUCCUUAAACUUUAGUUUUGUUUCGCCGAUCAUAAGCAUUGCGUUAAAUUCUACGUAAUAAAACUUUUUUUUAAUUCAGGUACGCCCACUAAUCCACCGGCCCGAACGACACCAAGUGAGUUCAUGAAGUUAUUCGUUACGAGACAUAUAAAAUAUUAGUUUCCUUUUCUGUUGAUGAUAGUGUGGAACCCAGUUAGGAAGUUGGGUUGGGCCAUGAAACAUUGGUCACAUUAGUGGAGUAGGGUGAUAUUAUGAUACUACACCUUCCUCUUCUCUAUACUGAAUUCAUUGUCAAAAUAAUCCUCUAAAGCGCUAAUUCUAUUUUUCAAUCUGUCUUUGCAGCAGUGUUUCUCUUAUCCUUUGACAAUAAUCGAUUCCUUGUUCUGACAAAUGGAAAGCGCCCUUAGUAACAAAAUUUGUUUAAUCAAGUAAUAUUUGGGACACUGCACUGAAAAAUUGACCCAAAACGAUAAUGGUGAUUAUAUUAAUGAUGUCGAUGAUGAUGUUGAUGUUGAUGAUGAUGAUGAUGAUGUUGAUGACGAUGUACAUGAUGGUGAUGAUUAUAAUGGUGGUGGUGGUGGUGAUGAUGAUGAUUUUAUUGACGUGUCGGUACUACACACCUUAGGAGAAAAAUCUCACCUGGGACAAAACCCUAUGAAGGAGAGGUAAUCAAGUCGACUUUAGCGAAUUAUGACCGCUCAACAAAGGUUCAACCGUAAAUCUUCCUUUAAUAUUUUCCACCUAUCAAGUAUCAUCUCUUCUCUGUAUGACAAUUUUAUUGCUUAAACUUUAGUUUUGUUCCGCCGAUGCCAAGCAUUGCAUUAAAUUCUGUGUAAUAAAACUUUUUUUUUAAAAUUUCAGGUACGCCCAAUAAUCCACCGGCCCAACCGACACCAAGUGAGUUCAUGAAGUUAUUCGAUGCGUGACAUUUAAAUAUUGUUUUCCUUUAUUUCUGUUGAUGACAGUGUGGAACCCAGUUCAGAAGUUGGGUUGAGCCAUAAAACAUUGUUCAUGUUAGGAGUUGGGUGAUAUUAUGAUACUACACCUUUCCUCUUCUCUAUACUGAUUUCAUUGUCAAAAUAAUCCUCUAAUACGCUACUUCUAUUUUUCCAUCUGUCUUUGCAGCAAUGUUUCCCUUGUCCUUUGACAGUGAUCGAUUUCUCGUAUUUUGGAGAUUUGACGAUCAAAACGACAAUAUUUUCAUUCACUUAAGAGUAAAGACAACUGGCUGGAUCGGAUUUGGAUUCGCCGAGACAGCACCAAGCAACAUGAUGAACUACGACGUAAUUGUCGGGGGAUAUAGCAAUGGUCAAGGAUACUUGAACGUAAGUUUUACCAGGCCCGUAGCAAGCAUAAAAUGACUGGGGGGGCUGAGCGAGUGGCCCACAUUAACUCCCCCCCCGCUCCUGUCCCUCGGUUAAAGUAUCCUUCUUGGUACAUGUCACAUAGCUACAUUUGUCUACAAUGCCUUUUGUUCUUGUCUCUAAUUUUCCGUUUGUGUUGACUUUGAGGAAAUAGAGAACUUGUUUGGGAUAUCGUUCGCAGAAAAUUUGCCAAUCAUUUGCUUUCGGUUUUCUUUCUCCCCAACGAAGUCAUUAGCUACAUCUACAAGGGUCAGAGCAUCUGUUCUGUCCUUGUGAACAUGCAACAUCAUGAGGUGGUUCAGUCUAGAGUCUCCCGUUGUUAAGCGCAAAUACGUCUUCACCCGCUUCAAAGUUGAAAACGAUCUUUCACUAACGGCAUUGGUUGCUGGCAUGACGAGUAGCAGCUUUCCCAGAGUAGAAAUUUCGCUUAAUAGUUUUCUGCGGGAGCUAUCAAGGGACUGCAAGAAGGUUACCAAAUCAUUUCGUUCAUUUACACAAUUCCAAAUUGCACAGAAGAACAACAGUACAUAAUAUUACUAUGAUCGACAAUUCUUUGAAACUUUAGCUUCCACUGACAGCUGUCGAUUUUAGUAGAAAAAUUCCACUGUUGUAGCAAAAUUUAAUUCAAGUCUGAACAUUUCUGGGGGGGCUCGAGCCCCCCCUGCCCCUCCCCCUGCUACGGGCCUGGUUUUACUCACACGUCUUCUGAUAUAGACAAGUAUCUAAAUCUUUUACAUCUACACUUCACUCGUUCACUUUGAGAAAAAAUAUUAUGGAGUCUAAGAUUUCUUUUCAAAAACCUUUCCCAACACUCUAGUCUAGCAGUUGAGUGCAAAUCUGAGGAGAAUUGUGCCUUUUUGAUUUUAAGCCACCUUCGCGCCUGUGCGAAGGUGGCUUUGUUACACACACAAAAAAGGAUGCUAUAAAGCGGCCUAAAAACAAGGAAAUACAAGGUGACAAAGACCACUGUACAUCAGGAGUCCAACCUACGACCUUCUGGUUACUAGUCUAGUUGCUUUACCACUCAUGAGCUACCCCAGACUCGAAGGAGCUAAGGCCACUGUACGUCAGGAGUCCAACCUAUGAUCUUCUGGUUACUAGUCUAGUUGCUUUACCACUCAUGAGCUACCGGAGAUUCGAAGGGGCUAAGGCCACUAUGCAUCAGGAGUCCAACCUAUGAUCUUCUGGUUACUAGUCUAGUUGCUUUACCACUCAUGAGCUACCGGAGAUUCGAAGGGGCUAAGGCCACUAUGCAUCAGGAGUCCAACCUAUGAUCUUCUGCUUACUAGUCUAGUUGCUUUACCACUCAUGAGCUACCGGAGAUUCGAAGGGGCUAAGGCCACUAUGCAUCAGGAGUCCAACCUAUGACCUUCUGGUUACUAGUCUAGUUGCUUUACCACUCAUGAGCUACCGGAGAUUCGACACCGCUCUCACGGGAAGAAGACGUAUAUACAAACAUAUUCAUUUCUUCUCUAUUAAUUACAGAGUCAUGCACACAAAAUACCAAUUAGCUUCAUAAAGUUAUUAAUAAGUUAUAGUUAUAUUAAUAUUUAUUUAUCUUACUUUUUAAGAUGAGAUACCGCAGGGAAAUAACUAGGUUCUUGUGACAAACGUCCUGCAUGCUAUGAAAUCAAGCUCAAUCGAUGGAGCAUUGCGUCCGGUCAUCCCAAAGGUCAUAGUUCGAUUCACCGUCAAGCCUGAAAUUUGUCAGUUUUUCUUUUCAACCGCUUAGGUUGUCCAUUCAACUGUGAGAAUCAUGUUCACUUUCAUCUUUGUCGGUAGUUCAAGAUAUAAUUCAUUUUGAAUCAUUAUACGUUUCAAGGAAACUGCCCACCUACCCCUCCCCUAAGCCAAAAUUUUGCUCUAAGUGAGAAGUAAGUGUUAAUGUUGGCUUAGUGGAGGGGUAGGUGGGGAGUUUCCCAGAAACGUAUAAUCAUUUUCACAUAUUUCAGUUCACCCUGCAAACUGCUAGGAAUGGAAUGUCGAUAUGUGCUUAUGUCUGUGCGCAAUGUGCUAAACUGCUUGCUAUAGGUUUGAACCUUAAGAUCCCCUUGAUCUUGUUAAGAAAAAGAACACAAACAGCGCUGAAAAACAUAUUCAACUUACUCAUUUUUAUAAACUUGACGUUUCGUAUGCUACUCAACAUACAUUUUCAAAAUUACCGUCACAAUUUUGAAAACUAUACUUAAAUAAUAGCGGAAAGGGACUGCGACGGAGAUUAAGCACAAAGAUUAAAAGUCAAUCUUAAAAAGAAACAGCUAAUUAACGAAGCAUCAGCUUCUCGCUACUGACGUUUACACUGAAAGCUGACUUCAGUUCUUGUAUAAGCAAUGUUUCUUUGAUUUCGCGACGUCCCUAAUAUCUGAGAGCCAAGGACAGCCUAGUUGAGGCUGAAGAGAAACAAUCGUCCAAAUAACCAACCUCAAGUCUUAGCCGGAAAAAAGAUACACAUAACAAAAAACUUGCCUUAGAUAUAUAUCUAAGCUAAGGCAACUGUAAAUUUUUCAGGAUUCCUUUACAAGCGGGCAAAGACGGCCACCCCCUGACGCUAGCCAGGAUUACCAACUCCUCAAUGCAUCUGAAGUUGGUGGAUACACCGAACUGAUGUUUGAAAGACGACGUGAUACAGGUGAUAACGACAACGAUCUCACUUUUAUGGUAAGUAGCUCACCUUUUCUGUAGUAAUCGUGAUUAAUAACUUUGGGAUGGCAAGACGCGUAGAAAAUUAUGUCUUUUUUGAAAAAGAUUCGAACAUCUAAAAAAUGGUAAAAUCGCCCAUUUUCAACGGAUUUUUACCCUAAAAAGGUCACCUAGAAUUUUCGGGAGCCUUUUUUCUGGCUGAAAUAUUCGAACAGGUAAGUUUUGAUCCCUAUAAUUUUCGGAUCACUAGACUUUCAGCUAGGAAAUCCGAACAGAUGAAAUAUUUAUAGGGGAUAAAAAUAUGCCCAUAUCGACCGUUUAAAUACUAAAACACGUUUAACAAUGCUAUGUUUAAGUGGUUUUGAACUAUAUUAUCGUUGGGUGCCCCUGCCUCUUAGAGCCGGAAAGUUUAAAAAAAUCAAAGCCUUCCUCCUCUUAUUUAUCAUUUACCGAGGGGAAUUUGACGAAAGUAAGAGUAAAUGCAAAAUCAUAUUCUCUUGAUUCCGGGUUGUUCAAACCUGGGUCAAGAUAACCCAGGGUAAGUGCAAAAUGUUUUAAUUCAAAUAUGAAAGAGAAAACGGCUAAUUCAGUUUAAUUCUAUUUGUCUACAAUUUGAUGAUUGAAUGGUAUAAAAACAAUAGAGAAAAAAAAACUUUUGAACAAAAGAUAAAGAAACCCGGGUUAAAAUUGAACCCCGUAUUAGCGCUAAUGUCGGCCUUCGAACAACUGGACCCCACGAUUAUCAUGAUAUAUCCUGGCCCCUAUUCCUGGAAAGCCCCGAUUAGUGUUAAUCCAGGAUUAACCGCUGAUCGGAGGAUUGUAUAAUCGGCUUUCCAGGAACUGGGGCCAGGAACCCCUUUUUAACCUCUUUUUAAGAAAUUUAAACGUGGAUUAAACGCUAAUCGAAGGAUACUUAAAUCGGCUUUCCAGGAACCGGGGCCUGGUCACUAGUGGAUAGACACAGUUUUAAUUUCCCUGCUCCCAUCCCCUCACCCCUUGCAAAAGCGAAAAGAGGAAAACUUUGCUUUAGCCUGCGAGCAAGCUCUCCGGGAUCAGCGCUCUGGCGGCGGCACGAAAAAGGAGAGCGCCCCAGAGAGCUUGCUCUCAGGUUAACUUUGCAUAGAAUUUGUUGCCUCGUCCCUAAGUCUCCGUACUUGUUGCUAGGAGACCAGUGUUUUGUCUAUUAGGGGAAAAAUGAAUUUCCCAAGGUGAAACCCUGUGCCGCUCCCUGUUUUCCUUGCCAUAGCAAAGCCUGGGGUCGAGUUAGUUUUGAAGAAAAUCGUCAUGGUAAAUUCCUAAAAAGAAACGUAACAACUAAGCAAUAACCAUAAAGCACAUAUAAGCCACUGUAAAAUUACUAAUUUCUGCCCUUAUAGUAAGGGUGAAAUCUCCAGCUCUUUCUGUUUCUUUCUCGUUAUUUAUUUCAAACAAGGAACAUUCCCGGCGGCUCCCCGGCGGCAUAACGAGUUAAAUUUCUUACAAUCCAUUCAGUUUCCAAGCGGUUUCGUUACAUGAUGAACUCGCGACAACUGUUUGGCUGGAAGUCUUUCUCAUUUGCACUAACCCGCCAAGAACGAAUAGUAAAUGAUGCCAAACCAAGACUCUCUUUACUCUGAAUAACUUAGCUAUUUUUAAAUACUUUUGUGUUUAAAUUAAAUUGCAGCCUGGUGGCCAAUUUUAUUUCGUUUGGGCCUAUCACACCGGAGACGUCACCGAUAUCAGCAAUUUUCAAAAACAUUCGAGGUCGGGCGUUAGUCCUGAGAAGUAUACCGUGAUUCCAGCUCAGCAACCUAUUCCGACAGAGGCUGCUGCACCCUCUCUGCAGCAUUCAAGCAUUUGUGGACUCUUUUCUCUCUUGGUAGCAAUGAUAAAUGUUUUCUCUCUGAGCAGCUGA